This is a messenger RNA of Sclerotinia sclerotiorum 1980 UF-70, 1479 nucleotides long. RefSeq lists its product as hypothetical. The transcript is spliced from 4 exons. The record is from RefSeq and is a predicted model, not a curated record. Gene Ontology annotation, cellular component: plasma membrane. NCBI's taxonomy places the organism in Eukaryota, Fungi, Ascomycota, Leotiomycetes, Helotiales, Sclerotiniaceae. Gene Ontology annotation, molecular function: carboxylic acid transmembrane transporter activity. The coding region runs from base 1 to 1479 and encodes 492 amino acids. Gene Ontology annotation, biological process: transmembrane transport; carboxylic acid transport.
AUGACAGAAAAGGGAACGAAUGUCGAGAUCGCCGCAUCUCCAAAUGCGCCAGCUAUACCACCCUCCGAGGAAAUAGUCUCAAAAUCAAAGCAGUCUCUUUCCGAUAAAUUCACAAUUUUUGCUUCCGGAGCUGCCUUAGUGUCCGAUGGCUACUUCAACAAUAUCAUGACCAUGGCGAAUGUCAUCCUCAAGAAACAGUAUCCGAAGGAGUAUACAGCAGCAACGAGUACCCGUGUGUCGAACGCUCUUCUGGUUGGAGAGAUUUUUGGUCAAGUGACUAUUGGGCUUACAUGCGAUUACUUUGGGAGAAAGUUCGCCAUCAUUGCUACCACUUUGAUGAUUGUUUUUGGUGGUGCCUUAGCUACAGCUUCCAAGGGGGUUACAAUUAAUGGCAUGUUCUGGAUGAUGACUGUUGCACGAGGAAUUAUAGGAUUCGGUGUAGGUGGUGAAUACCCAGCAUCAUCUACAUCCGCCUCCGAGGCUGCAAAUGAGCAUGCCCCCAAAAAUCGCGGUCCAAUCUUCAUUCUCGUCACCAACCUUCCGCUGUCCUUUGGUGGCCCACUAGCUGUGUCAAUCUUCCUUAUCGUACUCGCAGCAUGUGAUUAUAAGCACUAUAACACAGUAUGGCGGGUAUGCUUUGGUCUGGGUUGUGUACUCCCCUUAUCAGUCUUCUACUUCAGAAUAAAAAUGCUCAACAGUACACUUUAUCGCCGCGGAGCUAUUAAAAAAGACGUUCCAUACAAACUUGUGUUACGUUACUACUGGAAAUCUCUCAUUGGAACUUGUGGCGCCUGGUUCCUCUACGAUUUCGUAACCUUCCCCAAUGGUGUCUUUUCAGGCACAAUCAUCGCCUCUGUAGUUCCUUCGAAUCCUAGCACUGUCGUUCUCAAAACUGGGGAAUGGAAUCUGUUACUUGGAACCAUCGCGCUACCUGGUGUCAUCAUCGGUGCAUUACUUUGUGAUCGCAUUGGUCGAAAAAAUACAAUGAUGAUAGGAUUCUUUGGAUACCUGAUGUUUGGUCUCAUCAUCGGGCUAUCCUACCAUAAAAUCACCAAAAUCGUCCCUCUCUUUGUAGUUUUCUACGGCUUGAUGCAAAGUUCCGGAAAUCUAGGGCCUGGAGACAUGCUGGGACUAAUCUCAUCCGAAACCUACGCCACCUCUGUACGAGGAACUUGCUAUGGACUUUCCGCCGCGCUGGGCAAAGUUGGUGCAGCAGUGGGUACGCAGGCUUUUACUCCGAUUCAAACACAUUUGGGAAAGCAGUGGACCUUUAUUAUUGCGGCUAUUUGUGGCGUGGCUGGAAUCCUCGUUACGUAUUUCUUUGUGGAAGAUAUUACUGGUGAGGAUUUGAGUGUUAGAGACGAGAAAUUUAGAGCGUAUUUGGUAGCUAAUGGUUGGGAUGGGGAGAUGGGAGAGGAUGAUUUGAAGGCAUUGGCGGAGGAGGGUGUUGUUACAGAAAUGGAGGUAGAGGGAAAGUAA